Halichondria panicea is the source of this 1673-nucleotide messenger RNA. RefSeq names its product tubulin monoglutamylase TTLL4-like. The record is from RefSeq and is a predicted model, not a curated record. Bases 89 to 1624 code for a protein of 511 amino acids. Gene Ontology annotation, biological process: microtubule cytoskeleton organization; protein polyglutamylation. Gene Ontology annotation, cellular component: cilium. The transcript is spliced from 6 exons. Lineage: Eukaryota; Metazoa; Porifera; Demospongiae; Suberitida; Halichondriidae. Gene Ontology annotation, molecular function: tubulin-glutamic acid ligase activity; tubulin binding.
UAGAUCUAUAGAGUGGGUGGUUGCAGUUUUGACUACUGACACUUGUAUAGAUAAUUAUACAUAUCUAUAGCAGUGCUAACUCUACCCAAUGAGGCCAAUCCGUUGCUAUUUGUGUGUUCUGCUGAACAUGGCCCUGUACUUGGUGUGGAUUGUGGCUUGGUUGCUGAUGAGUGAAGACUACAGUGCUGAGAACACACCCCUCACACAGAGGUGUACUUCACCACCCCCUAUUCCUGCUAGCAAUGACAGUGCCACUCAGCUAGCCAGUGUGUGGAGGAGGCCUCGUCUGGUCAGAUUUGCCUGGUACUCUAGGAGACAAACACCAGUGCACGUCGGAUAUGGUGGGAAGACAGCUAUGGCUAUACUUGGUCCCUAUGGGUUCCAAGAAACUCAUACUGAUGAUUGGGAUUUGCUAUGGACCAUGAUUCCCCAGUGGGACUACCUGCAGAUGGCAUCCACUCCUGACCUCCCUCGACCAUGGCAGGUCCACAACCAUUGUCUAGCUCUCACCGACAAGAGAGGGAUCUCUGGCUCAAAGGUGGCACAGUGGGAGCUGUUCAAGUGUAUGAGGGACAAGUAUGGCGCUGACACUUUCUACUACAUGCCAGAGUCAUUGGUCAUUCCUAGAGAUACCCAAAUCCUUGGUGAUCUACUAAAAAAAGAAAAAACACCUUGGAUUUUGAAGCUAUCUACUGGAAAAAGAGCAAUUGGAGUACGACUUUUGUACAACGCUGACGACUUAACAUUUGGCUCCCACGAGUACGUAGCCCAGCGUUACAUCACUAAUCCCUUUCUGGUCGACAACAGAAAGUUUCAUUUGAGGCUGUACCUGGUCAUCACUAACCUGAAACCACUGCGAGCUCUGCUACACAAAGAAGGACUGGUUCUCUUUGCAAGCUCAAACUAUUCAACUGAUCCAAACACGUACAAUGAUUUGAGCAAACAUUUGACUAAUGCUGCAGUUGCUGACAGAACUGAGAGACAAAGCUCCUACAAUUCAAUGCUUCUCUCUGAGUUAUGGCCUGCUCUAGAAACUGACUAUAACAUAGACACAACUUCAAUCUGGAACAAGAUAAUUGAUAUCAUGGCUAAGUUGGUUCUUAGCGAGCAGUGCGAUAGACAACUUGAUACAAGGACUCCAGGAACAUGUUUCGAUCUUAUAGGUGUAGAUGUUAUGCUGGAUUCGACUCUCACUCCUUAUGUCCUCGAAAGUAACAAUGGACCUGAGCUGUACACUAUGACAGAGAAAGCUAACACUAGGAGAGCAAAUGAUUUAGCACAUAAAGCUAUGCUAAAGGACCUCAUCCCUUUGACAAUUAUACGAGAGAGAGAUUCAGUUGAAGAGGAACUCUUUCGUAAGAAGCUCCAUACAUUCUCAAGAGAUCAGAAUUACCCAAUGUGCGGUGAAAACUCGAGUUUUGGUGGGAAAUGCAUCACAGAAGCAAUCACAACCGAGUUAUGGCAGUACUAUUACGAAGAAACACAUCUUGAAGGCUUUCAACGAGUGCUACCAAUGCCUGGUUACGCACAGUUCCUCAGAGACAACCAAACAGACCAAAUGUACGAACUUAUCAUAAAAUGGAAUCGAUGGGACAAAUCUAUUCGAAAUAAAAAUAUUGCCUAAUUAUAUGCAUAAUUUAUAUAAUGUUAAAAAUUUACUAACUGUGACUGAA